Exophiala aquamarina CBS 119918 is the source of this 1623-nucleotide messenger RNA. RefSeq lists its product as uncharacterized. NCBI's taxonomy places the organism in Eukaryota, Fungi, Ascomycota, Eurotiomycetes, Chaetothyriales, Herpotrichiellaceae. Bases 1 to 1623 code for a protein of 540 amino acids. The transcript has 2 exons. The record is from RefSeq and is a predicted model, not a curated record.
AUGUUUGCGACCGCAAAAGAAAUCUCUACCAGUUUCGGUGCCAAAGAAUGCACGGAGCUUGCGAAAAAGUGGUUGACAGACUGCGUCAAUCUUCACAAGGACUGCAACCGAACCUCUCCUUCAAGACGCCCCCAGCGCCUCAUCAACAUUGGAUCCGAUAACACUAAGAUGAGGCUUUCGGAGGACAAAGCCGUUUGUGCCCCAUAUGCAGCUCUCAGUCACUGUUGGGGCAAGUCCCAUCCCAUCACUACCAAAUUGUCAACGAUAAAUUGUAGAAGACAGAAUCUGGAUUGGAGUUUGUUGCCGGCAACCUUCAGAGACGCUAUCACCGUGACACGGGGUUUAGGACUAAGCUAUCUCUGGAUCGAUUCACUCUGUGUCAUUCAAGAUGACGAUCGUGACUGGGAGGUGGAAUCUGCCAAAAUGGGCUCUAUCUACGAAGGAGCUUAUGUCGUUAUCGCAGCAAGCAUGUCAUCGGAUCCAGAUUGUUCUUUCCUCUCUCCUCGGAAAAAUAUGUUUACAGACUUCCUCGAGGUAACAUAUCGACAAAAGGAUGGAAGUCACCGUCUUGUUAAGGCAAGGCCUGUCAUGGUAUUGAAUAAGUCCAUCGAUCCGCUUGGCAGACGAGCAUGGACGUUCCAAGAGCAGCGACACGCCGUGCGGCUCCUUCGUUACUCUACGACGGAAUUGCAAUGGAAUUGCCGCACUAAGUUAGGAUGCGAAUGCGAAUCCACCCACGUUAAGGCUUCGAUUUCAGACAUUAUUUACGGACGAUAUUGCAUUAGAGACGUCAAUAGCUCGUCAGAGCAGGUAUUCAGCGAGUGGCAGACAAUGCUCCCAUCUUACACAAGAAGGAGUCUUACAAAAACAUCGGAUAUACUUCCAGCAAUAUCUGGUAUUGCCGAACACAUCUACGAGAAAACCUCCUCUUCCUACUUAGCAGGGCUGUGGAAGGAUAAUGUCCUAAGUGAUCUUCUUUGGCAAGUUUCACUCUAUCUACGUGACGACAUUUCGGACUAUAAUGGCAACAUUUGGGGCUUCUCGCUACUCCGGACAAUGUCGACUUACCGGGCGCCAACGUUUUCCUGGGCUUCGAUAGAUUCAGAAGUCGAGAACAUUUGCGACGACUUCGAUACAGACGCGCAGAUGGACGCAGUCAUUUUAGAUGCACAAUGCGCACUGAAAGGUGCCAAUCCUUUUGGCUAUAUUACCGCCCGCUAUGAAGAUGAUGUGGUAGGCAAGCGAGAGACGCUAGAAUACAUGGGACGUUUUGAACCAAACCACCAUGGAAUGACUACAGAUAUGAUCGCCGACUUUCCUUUAGUCGAAUGCCUAGCUUGGACUGAAGCAGGAGUACGUGUGCGGACCAUGAGACGGGCUUCAGUCGGCGAUGAUCUUAAAUCGAUCACCGGCUCUGUUUUCUGCGUCGCUCUUUUCCGCGGUCUCAAAGGCCGUCAGUUCGGGCUAGUAUUGGGACACUCCCCUAGAGUCCCAGGAGCUUAUGAACGACUUGGAGUUAUGGCUUUUGAUCGUGUCUACUCAUACGGAGAUGGAAAGCGGGUUGAAUUCGCCGCUGAGGUUUGGUUUGCGGGUGCGGAACGAUAUGCCGUCACAAUUGUGUAA